This is a messenger RNA of Cantharellus anzutake, 1105 nucleotides long. RefSeq lists its product as uncharacterized. The record is from RefSeq and is a predicted model, not a curated record. The transcript is spliced from 4 exons. Bases 256 to 855 code for a protein of 199 amino acids. Lineage: Eukaryota; Fungi; Basidiomycota; Agaricomycetes; Cantharellales; Hydnaceae.
GGGAAAUGUUUAAUUCUGGUUGUAUUCUUCGUCAAUGGCUUAAGAUGUGUGUCAGAUUCGGGCAAUUGGCUAAGCGGAUUUGAAUUACAUUACCGGUAAAGAACCAGCGACAUUCUCCGUUUGAAAGUUCAGUCCUCCUAUAUUUUUUUUCCCCUUUUUUUUUCUUGUUUUUUUAUUCUUUCCCCUUCCUCCAUCUAUAAAAUUGAUAUCCGGCACCGGUCCAUCCCGACUUUACACACCCGCACUACAUAAGUCAUGUCGUCUUCUGCCACAAACUCUCCUACCGUUGGCCCAGCCAGCACCGCCAGCUUGAGCCGCUUUGAUCCAUUUGCCGUUCAUCCUUUCACCUGUAUCCAAUCCGAUUCACGCUCCUCGGCAGCUAAUGCCCAACAACCUACCUCCCGCCCAAGCACUCCCGAAUUCGUGCUACUCAACAAAUCCCGCUUGAACAAUGCCCCUAACAGCUACAACGUACUUUAUGCGCGAGCCGCCAAAGCUGCUGCGUUUCCUGAGGAGACUGGCACUGAGCGUCAACGCUCGCAUGAAACGACGCUGGAUGCUGCCCCUGUAACCUUGCCACUGUCAGCGGCAGCGCUCCAAGUGACGCAAAACUACUCAGUGACAACAUAUCCUACCCAAGUUGCUUCUCGAACGUCUAACGGCGGCAAUAAUAAUAAUAAUCAUUCGUCGUCGCGUAACCUUCACUUGAAUGGGUAUAAUGACGUACGGGCGGAAUCGGAGAGGCGACGACGUGCACAGGAACUCAUUCUCCGUGCGGGGUUGGGUUCACCUAAACAUGAUGAUGAGUUACCUAUUCUCAAGAGGAAGAAGGAGUAUGUCCUUGAUGGGUUCUGAUAUCGCCUAACCCUGUAAGCGAUCUCAGUGGUCGUGGUUCCAGUAGUCUCGUGCUACAUUUGUCGCACGUCCGUGAACUUGUUGUUCGAACCGACCACUUCUUUAUCAUACUCGAUGACCGCCUUGUGCACCUUCUCCCUCUCCCUCCCUCCCUCUCUCUCUGUUCAGCACUUGGCGAGCCAUUCUGUAACCAUCAUGAUGACGAUCAUUAAUUAUUCGCCGAUCCGAGUCUCAUGUUUCAGUUUUUUCC